Molecule: messenger RNA, 786 nt
Organism: Neolamprologus brichardi
Lineage: Eukaryota; Metazoa; Chordata; Actinopteri; Cichliformes; Cichlidae
Source: RefSeq, a predicted model, not a curated record
UUAUCUACGAGACGGUUCGGCGUAUAUCUUGCAGAUGGCGGAGCCGGACAGCGGUAGCUGCGGUUAGCUAGUACAGGCUUUAUGUGUAAAUGCAAAGUGUUUAAUUAAAUCAAUUUUCAGAGCGUUUCAGAUAAACUGCGCUUUUAUUAUGUUUCAUUUUCACGUGAAAUUGUAAACAUAUUUAAUGCGUGACUUUUGUACAGUAUUUAUUUGAAAGCCUGUAGCCGGUUAGCAUCUUUGUUGGAAGUUUAGGCCUACUGUGCCAGCGCUUGUCGAUUUUAACAAUAGCUGCGAUACGCUCCAAUCGUCUGCCUGUUUCGUUGCAUUUUUAAGAGUUAUCUUUUAAACGACCCAAAAAAGACAUGGGAUAUAGACUGGUCUGGGUGUGUUUUAGCAAGUAAGACAUUUUGUUAUGUAGACGGACUUUGACUUGGACGGGAACUAAGACCUUUUGCGAGCUAGAAAAAAAAAUAACAAUCACAAAGGAAGAUGUCCAACGGCGCUACAGGAAGCGGGGAUCUGGCUUGGAUGGAGGCUGCGAAUGGCAGAGGGGAUGCUGGGAAAAUGGAAGGGGCCAAGAAAGGAUCCAAGUUAUCUGUGGAGCGCGUGUACCAGAAGAAGACCCAGCUAGAGCACAUCCUCCUCCGUCCAGACACGUACAUUGGCUCUGUUGAGCCAAUCACCCAGCAAAUGUGGGUUUUUGAUGAAGAGAUCGGAAUGAACCAGAGAGAAAUCACCUAUGUUCCUGGACUCUACAAAAUCUUUGAUGAAAUUCUUGGUAAGUGA